AUGACUGACGCGACAUCUCGGCAAAAGGCCCGAACCUCAGUGCGCUACAGCACCUACAGCGUCACCGCGCCCUCGGUCGCGCCGACAACGGGUACCAACGACUCUGCGACCAACGAGAUCCGCGAGAUCGCGACUGGCCUCGACCGCAUGGAGAACAAGGCCCUUGCCUCCCAGCGCGUUGCGCUCUCCGAGGAGAAGACCGAGAACCUCCACAGACUUGCUUUGGGCGCCAAGAUCGACCGUGCUCUGGACCGACGCAUGAAGAGCCAGGAUGCCGUCAUGCGUCCCCGGGCGAAGAAGACGACUGCGGCCACGACGGCCGACCAGGUUGACGAGAAGGCGGGAUAG
Messenger RNA from Emericellopsis atlantica, 348 nucleotides. RefSeq lists its product as uncharacterized. NCBI's taxonomy places the organism in Eukaryota, Fungi, Ascomycota, Sordariomycetes, Hypocreales, Bionectriaceae. The coding region runs from base 1 to 348 and encodes 115 amino acids. The record is from RefSeq and is a predicted model, not a curated record. The transcript has a single exon.